UUCUUCGUUCCUUUUAAUAUAGAACUAAAUAUAUAAUCUAAUACAUAUUUCAAGUAUUUAUACUGUAGUGUGUAUAAUUUUUGUGUAAUAUUAUGUCAACCAACUUAAUGUCUAUAUUCAACCUUCUCUGUUGCCACGGUUAGAUUCACAAUAUUCAUUAUUAAUGCUUGUAGCAAAUUGUUCAUUGUGUCUAUGAUACCUUUUGUGUAGAUGAGUUAUUCUAUAUACAGGAAUGCAUAUAUCGAUUUGCUUGUGACAUCGUGUUCUCUAUCUUUAAGCGGAUAUGGAGACACGUGGAGAGAAUGUAGGUAUCUUCGACCGUCAUUCUGGUAUAUGCGAGGAGUUUGAGCUGGACGGUUUGUGUUUAAAGUUUAAGCAGUUGGAGUCUUAUGACGAAUAUUUAGAGGUUCGCCCAUUGGUUGAGCAGCUAUCUCGUUGCUCCAUUAUUCACUACCGUGAGUAUGUAGAAAGAAUGCUACGAUAUCCAUCAUACUAUCCUUUUGUCUUAUGUUUAUCUGGUUCUGCGUCUAAUGUGGAACCUAGAAAUCCUGUGGGAGACAAUACAGAUGCAAAUACCUCUACAGCGGAGUGCAAUUCUUCACUGGGUAGGAACAUGAUUAUUGGCUAUUUGGAGAUUUACGUUAUGCCUCAUUUAGGUCGUUCAUUUGACUGUCGUUUGGAGCGUGUUGUUAUUCAUCCAUCAUAUCGUAAUCGCGGUAUUUGUCAACGGAUGCUGAAUUCAGCCAUAGAGUUUUGUACAUCGGUAUUACGUUGCAAUCGUAUUGACCUCAUAAGUGACAAUCCUGUAGCUGUGCACAUAUACAAGAAGUUCGGUUUUGACCACGUUAUGGUCAACACAUAUCGCAAGAGUGUUUAGCAUAUUUGCUUUGAUAUGCUGUUUUUAAAACAUUUUUUGUGGCAUAUAUC
Molecule: messenger RNA, 927 nt
Organism: Babesia bovis T2Bo
Lineage: Eukaryota; Apicomplexa; Aconoidasida; Piroplasmida; Babesiidae
Product: Acetyltransferase (GNAT) family protein
Exons: 1
Coding region: 284-877 (197 amino acids)
Molecular function (GO): acyltransferase activity, transferring groups other than amino-acyl groups
Source: RefSeq, a predicted model, not a curated record